Messenger RNA from Gracilinanus agilis (Agile Gracile Mouse Opossum), 3492 nucleotides. It is a transcript of the gene MEPCE, whose product is annotated as methylphosphate capping enzyme. NCBI's taxonomy places the organism in Eukaryota, Metazoa, Chordata, Mammalia, Didelphimorphia, Didelphidae. The transcript is spliced from 4 exons. Gene Ontology annotation, biological process: snRNA modification. The record is from RefSeq and is a predicted model, not a curated record. Gene Ontology annotation, molecular function: snRNA binding; O-methyltransferase activity; RNA methyltransferase activity. Bases 260 to 2293 code for a protein of 677 amino acids.
GAGUGCGCACGCGCAGUGUGUCUGGUCGCGCGCGUUGGGAGGGGUGGAGGAAAAAGCGCAGGCUCGGUUGGUUUCUUACUCAGUUCGGGUCGCGCGGGCAGCUUGUUUUGGUCUCGCGCGGGUUAGUGGAGACGCGAGAGAAUAAGGGAAGAGCGGGGUUACGCGCGCACUGGGAGAAGGGGCGGGGAGGAAGAAGGGGAAGGGGGGGUGCAGGCCCCCUGAUCUCCCUCGUUAGCCUAGUCGGGGGAGGGGGGAAGAGAUGAUCGAGAUGGCAGCUGAGAAGGAGCCGUUCCUCGUGCCGGCCCCGCCGCCCCUUAAAUCUGAUUCCAGUGGUGGCGGUGGCACUCUGGUGCAGUCACACCGCGAGGCCUCCUCCGGGGAGCUCUGCGGCGGGACAGCUCAGGGACCAAGCCCGCAUACACCCACAGUAUCAAGCAGGGAGGGCUUCCCGGCCCUGUCUCCUCCUAGGGCUGGCCAGAAUCCGCAUCGAGGUGGCGGCUCGAUGGCGCAGGGGGAGGCCCGCCAGUCAGAAGCUCUUGGAGAGGCCCCUCCCCCUAACAUGGAGGAGGAGCGAAGGGGAUGGGGCGGGGCAGAGCUAGGGCCCCCAGCACCCCCCAGGCAGCGCAAUGGCUUCCAGCCCCAUAGGCCUCCCGGGGGCGGUGGGAGCAAGAGGAGGAAUAGCUGUAAUGUGGGUGGCUUCAAGCAUCCAGCCUUCAAGAGGCGUAGGCGAGUUAACUCAGACUGUGACCCAGUCUUGCCCUCCAAUUUUCUCCUGGGGGGCAAUAUCUUCGAUCCUUUGAAUCUGAAUAGCCUCCUGGAUGAGGAGGUAAGUCGGGCACUUAAUGCUGAGACUCCUAAGUCCUCCCCACUGCCAGCCAAGGGGAGGGACCCUGUGGAGAUCCUCAUUCCCAAGGACAUCACUGACCCACUCAGCCUCAACGCUUGCACUGAUGAGGCCCAAGUGGUGCUUGCCUCACCACUCAAGACUGGUAGGAAGCGACAUCGACAUCGUGGACAGCACCACCAGCAACAGGCAGGAGGGCCUGGGGGGAAUGACCCAACCUCCUCAGCACUUCCCCCAACUUCCACCACUCCCUCACUGCAUGGGGAGGCCACCCCCCAGCAGCUGCAACAACGACAGAAGUCCCAAGGCCGGGAUGGCCCCCAGCCUUAUGAACUGAACACUGCCAUCAACUGCAGGGAUGAAGUAGUGUCCCCCCUCCUGCCUGCCCCACAGGACCCCCCAGGCACUCGUGCUGCCCCUUCAACUGCUUCAACUACACCUGCUCCCUUGUCUUCUUCCUCCCGCCAUCGGAAACGACGUAGGACUUCCAGCAAGUCUGAGUCAGGGGCCAGGGCUGGGGGCCAGGGCCCUAAGGAGAAAGGCAGAGCAAGUGGGGGAGGCCGCCAUCAUCACCACACUCUGCCUGCCACUGGUUUCAAGAAGCAGCAAAGUAAAUUCCAGUAUGGGAACUAUUGCAAGUACUAUGGCUAUCGAAACCCAAAUUGUGAGGAUGGAAGGCUUCGGGUGAUGAGGCCUGAAUGGUUCCAGGGCCGUGAUGUACUGGACCUAGGCUGCAAUGUAGGCCACCUGACUCUAAGCAUUGCUUGCAAGUGGGGCCCAGCUCGAGUAGUGGGUGUAGACAUCGAUGCCCGGCUCAUACACUCUGCUCGACAGAAUAUCCGACAUUAUCUAUCUGAAGAACUUCGGCUCACACCCCAGUCACCUGAAGGAGUUCAAGGACCAGAGGGUGGUAAGGGGACUGCUACCACCCGAAAGAAGAGCUGCUUCCCAGCCUCACUGACUGCCAGUCGGGGCCCCAUUGCUGCACCCCAAGUGCCUCUGGAUGGGGCUGAUGCCUCCAUAUUUCCCAACAAUGUUGUCUUCAUCACGGGUAAUUAUGUGUUAGAUCGAGAUGAAUUGGUAGAGGCCCAAGCUCCUGAGUAUGAUGUGGUGCUCUGUCUCAGCCUCACCAAAUGGGUGCAUCUGAACUGGGGUGAUGAGGGAUUAAAGCGGAUGUUUCGAAGAAUCUACCGACACCUACGACCUGGGGGCAUUCUGGUUUUAGAGCCCCAGCCUUGGUCAUCCUAUGGCAAGAGGAAGACACUUACAGAAACUAUCUACAAGAACUAUUAUCGAAUUCAACUGAAACCUGAGCAGUUCAGUUCCUACCUGACAUCCCCUGAGGUUGGCUUCUCCAGCUAUGAGCUUGUGGCCACACCCCAUAACUCUUCCAAAGGCUUCCAGCGUCCUGUGUACCUGUUCCACAAGGCUAAUUCCCCUAGCCACUGAAGAGCCCUCCAAGGACAAUGAUUAGAGGCUGCUCUAUGUUACUGAGGACCUGGGGGGUGGGGGGGGUGGAGAAAAGUUCUACCCAUGGCUUGCUCCUCUUCCCAAUACCUAAUCUGUUUUCCUGCCAUAUCUUUAAGAGGGAGCCUACCAACCUCCAGCACCCUAAGCAGCAGGCACAACUGGACUAAAGUUUGCCACCUCUUUUCCCCCACAGCCUAGUAGGCUGGAUGGUGUGGACCAUGAACCCUUGCUUUUUUUAGUAAGGGGAGGUGGGUGUUCAAAUCUCAGUUGCUCUGGGCCUUCCCUUUUGGUCCCUUCCCUACCUACCCCUUGGAUUCCUAGCCCCUGGUGGGCACCCAGGCCACGUUUCAGUGGACCAACUUAGGAAGGGUAGCACCAGAUGCUGCAGCAGAAGUCCCCUCUAGAUGGUCCUUGUAUGAUGGGGGGAGGGGGGGUAAGAGAGGGUUUGGCGUGAAAGCAGCACAAUAAACCUGAUAUUGAAGGCAGUGACCCCUAAACGUAAUUCUCUUACUUAAAUACGGGCAAAGGAAUUGAGGUAGGGAGCAUAACCCUGCCCCUCUGCAAAUGAUGUUCCAGGCUGGUAUAGGAAUGGGGAGCAUUGAAGAUAACAAUGGGCUGAAAUUCCUGUAAAAGAAUAGGGUUUUUAUUGACUAGAGAGGUGUGGGGAAUUCCAAUUCAACUUUUUCAGCAAACAAGUAACUUCCCAGAACUUCAUACUAGGGAAAGUGACAGUUGAUAGGUUGUCCUUUGCUUCAAAUGUGGUCAUGCAUAAGAAAACAGAUAAAGCUGCUUUAAGAACAAUAGAUGGAGAGGAAAUCAACUUUUGUCUCUCUACCUAUCUUAUUUCAUGUGAAGGGGAAAUUUCUAGGUUCCUGUUUGGGUAAGGGAAAAGCUAUCUUCACAUUGCUUUCCAUCUUCAUGUUGCUCUUUUCACCUUUCCCCUUAGAGGGAUCAUGCCUAGAGUAUGGGUGUAGCAGUAGUAGUAAGAGAAACUUUCCAAGAGCUGUUCUUACCAAGCUAAGCCUUACUGAUUACCAACCUUUCCCAAAUCCUCAGAAAAAAGUUCACUUAUCAAAAAACUUUAUUUCUAUAAAACCCAAUGUAAAGGUCAAUCCCAACAUGUGCACCCUCCCACCACUACAAAAAUAAAAGUGAAGACAAUCCUGUAAAACUACGUA